This is a messenger RNA of Nicotiana tabacum (common tobacco), 729 nucleotides long. NCBI's taxonomy places the organism in Eukaryota, Viridiplantae, Streptophyta, Magnoliopsida, Solanales, Solanaceae. The record is from RefSeq and is a predicted model, not a curated record.
AUGGCAGAUAAGUUUGUAAUGGCGCAUGCUGGGGCCAACAAAGCCGAAACAAGAGUAAAUGACAUUCUCGUCAUCAAACAUUCCUUGGGAGCAGGACUGAGGGACUUCCUAGCCCGAUUCGACAAGGAAUGCAGACAAAAAAUAGAAGACUGUAUCGCCCUUAGGCAAGAGGUUGUGAUGCUACAACAUGGACACCUCAAAGAGCUGCUGAGUGACAAGGGGAGAAACAACUUCAUCAGAGGUCGUGAACCUCAAGGCCCCCCGGAGACACUAUCAGUGGCUCGCACCAUCAACAUGAUCAUCGGUGGAAGCGAUGACACCUCCAUCAACGACGUUAAAUUCACUGCCACUCACAAGCUCAAAAGAUCUAUCACACACAAACGGUAUGAUGGACUCGAAGAAAGUAUCAUCUUCGACGAGUCAUAUACCGUCGGUUUGAAUUUCCCUCACAAUGAUGCUUUUGUCAUUACUUUACGAAUUUUAGAUACUGAUGUCAAACGUAUCAUGGCAGAUGAUGGGAGUGGAGCGUGCAUUAUCCAUCCCCGAGUCAUCACCCAAAUAAGACUCGAGGACAUAGUGACGCACUGCAUCACACUAACAGAUUUUAAUAAUGCAGUAGAACGGACUUCGAGUGAAAUUACGCUUCCCGUCUUGACCGGCAGCAUAACUCUGGAGACAAUGUUCCAUAUUAUGGACCAGGUCAUCACAUACAAUGCCAUAGUAGGAUGA